GGCUGUGCGCGAAGGGAUUCACGGUGUCAUACGGCCACAGUUGGGAACUACAAUUCCCAUAGUACUUCACGCUCUUCCUGCUGGCUCUCCCGCCCGGCGACGGCGUGGUGCACGCUGGGAUUUGUAGUCUAUUACAUGGCCUUGUGCCUCCUACCUGGAAGGUGGGCCAGUGAUCAGUGUCAGUUCACAUGCGGGGACACGCUGACAGGACGCCGGUCUUCGAGCAUUCCUGGUGCCUGUCUUGGCUACAGCCACCGGCUUGGUUGACCAUGGCCCUUUCUGUGGAGACCGAGUCGCACAUCUACCGAGCUCUGCGCACUGCCUCUGGGGCUGCUGCCCACCUUGUGGCCCUGGGCUUCACCAUCUUCGUGGCUGUGCUUGCCAGGCCUGGCUCCAGUCUGUUCUCCUGGCACCCUGUGCUUAUGUCUCUGGCCUUCUCUUUCCUGAUGACCGAGGCACUGCUGGUGUUCUCUCCUGAGAGUUCGCUGCUGCGCUCCCUCUCUCGGAAGGGCCGAGCACGCUGCCACUGGGUACUGCAGUUGGUGGCCCUGCUGUGUGCACUGCUGGGCCUGGGCCUUGUUAUCCUCCACAAGGAACAGCUUGGCAAAGCCCACCUGGCCACAUGGCAUGGGCGAGCAGGGCUGCUAGCUGUGCUGUGGGCUGGGCUGCAGUGCUUAGGCGGGGUGGGGCUGCUCUACCCCAAACUGCUGCCCAGAUGGCCCCUGGCAAAGCUCAAGCUGUACCAUGCCACUUCUGGGCUCGUGGGCUACCUUCUGGGUAGUGCCAGCCUCUUGUUGGGCAUGUGCUCACUCUGGUUCACUGCCACAGUCACCGGUGGGGUCUGGUACCUGGCCAUGCUAUGCCCUGUCAUUACCAGCUUGGUCAUCAUGAACCAGGUGAGCAACGCCUACCUGUACCGCAAAAGGAUCCAGCCGUGAGCUCUUCCCAGCCUUGGGGAAGCCUGGAUUUGCCCCUCAGUGUAGGAGCUGGGGCAGGGACCUUCUGGACUCUCUCAGCUGACUAGGUCACAAGUAGCCCUCAGGCACUGGGGCAGUCAGGGAUGGGGCCCUGUGUGUGACAUCUUUGCUUGCUCCUCACACUGGAGUGCCUCCCCUUUCCUUCUCUAUCAUCCCAGAGAAGCCUAUGGAUCAUGUGACUGGAUGCAGUUGGGGUUGCAAGACUGCCUCCCCAGCAACUGAACUCAUACUUGUACUGGUAUGUCCAGAAAUUACGGACAAGAAAAAAAUAAAAAAGUGACCGAAAAUACUGGAUGGGAAGAAUA
Equus caballus (horse) is the source of this 1282-nucleotide messenger RNA. It is a transcript of the gene CYB561D2, whose product is annotated as cytochrome b561 family member D2. Gene Ontology annotation, molecular function: heme binding; transmembrane monodehydroascorbate reductase activity. Gene Ontology annotation, cellular component: endoplasmic reticulum. The record is from RefSeq and is a predicted model, not a curated record. Lineage: Eukaryota; Metazoa; Chordata; Mammalia; Perissodactyla; Equidae.